Molecule: messenger RNA, 1650 nt
Organism: Pestalotiopsis fici W106-1
Lineage: Eukaryota; Fungi; Ascomycota; Sordariomycetes; Amphisphaeriales; Sporocadaceae
Exons: 1
Coding region: 1-1650 (549 amino acids)
Source: RefSeq, a predicted model, not a curated record
AUGGGAGUCACCAUCUCAUAUCACGUCAAGGAGUGCCAGCUCGACCUUGGCAAGAAAGGUGCCAUCAAAGGGCUGCAGUACGAUAACAAGUCCCGUCGCUAUGCCGGGAUUCCGUAUGCCCUACCACCAACCGGCGAGCACAGAUGGCGGAAACCAAGACCUCUUCCGGCAUCAUACCGAUUUUCAUCAGGCGGCGGUAGCGACGGGGAGGAAAGGCCCUUUGAUGCGACCGAGUUCAGGCCGGUAUGUCCGCAGGGCUCCUUCAGUGCCAACCCUGAACAGGGCGGUGACACGGCGUUUUCCGAGGACUGUCUGGUCAUGAACAUUUGGACACCGGUGCCCAAGGAUGGGGAAAAGGCCAACCAGAAGCUUCCCGUCCUACUCUGGUUGCAUGGAGGAUGGUUCCAGCUCGGCGACCCGUCGCAAGACGCGACCAUGGACCCGACGGAGAUGAUUUCUACGGGCGGCCUGAAUGCCAUUGUGGUCGCCAUUGGCUACCGGCUCAAUAUAUUUGGGUUCCUAGCGUCUGAGGAACUGCACGCCGAGAGCGAGGGUUCUUCGGCUGGAAAUUUUGGUCUGUGGGAUCAGCGACUGGCGAUCCGCUGGGUCAAGGAGAACAUUGACUUGUUCGGUGGCGACCCCAAUAACAUAACUCUCGGCGGGCGUAGUGCCGGCUCAUAUGGUGUCGAGGCCCAGGUCCUCCACGACUUCCGUGGCGCCGAGUCGCGUGUAGGCGCGGCAGAGCAGCUCUUUCAUCGGUUCUACAUGAUCUCAAACGCUAUACCGGCACAGCCAAAGACCCUGGCCGAGUCGCAACCUCAGUUUGACGAAAUAUGCGCUUACUUCAAGAUCCCGGAGACGGCAUCGGGCGCCGAGAAACUCGCCAAGCUGCGAGCGCUGAGCUGGCGGGACCUGGUCUCUGCAAUCUCCCACCUCAAAAACCACACAUUCCGACCCGUGACGGACGACCUCUUUAUCCACAGCGGCAUGGUCGAGUACCUGCGCGACGGGGCCUUUGCAGCCGACUUUACCAGGCGCGGCAUGCGCAUCCUCAUUGGCGAGGUCCUGAACGAGGAGACCCUGUACGCCACGUACAAUGCGCCCGAGGCGCCCACGCUCGACGCCCUGCGCCUGCAGAUUGGCAACUACUACGCCCCGGCCACGACGGACCGCAUCCUCGAGCACUAUGAUACGUUGCCUCCGGAGAACCAGGACAACCUCGCGGCGUGGCGCGCCGUCUUUGGCCGCAUCAUUGCCGACGGCCAGGUCCUGGCGCCGUCGCGCGGCCUCGUGCACCACCUGUUUGCGCACGGCGUGCCGCUGGGGGACAUUUGGCGGUACCAGGUGGCCAAGCGGCUGUCGUUUAUCACGGAAAAAGUGGCGCCCGCGUCGUUUGGCGUGUCGCAUGCCAUGGACAAGCCGUGGUGGAACUUUUCCAUUCAGCAUGGACCGACGCCUACAGAGUUGCGGCUGAUGGAGGAGUGGCUGGAUAUCCUCAUUGCUUUUGCCCAUGAUGAUCGCAAAUACGACUUUGGUACGAGGUCCAUUGAUGAGUUCAAAGCUGUCACAUCGGAUGACGUGAUUGAGAUACAACAGGACAAGAAAUGGGGUCAUUUGGUAAAGCUCAGUGAAGUGUUUGCGAGUGACUAG